Messenger RNA from Gasterosteus aculeatus aculeatus (three-spined stickleback), 4506 nucleotides. The record is from RefSeq and is a predicted model, not a curated record. Lineage: Eukaryota; Metazoa; Chordata; Actinopteri; Perciformes; Gasterosteidae.
AUAGUGAAGUUCCCCUCUCCGUUCGCUCCACUGUGCAGCAGUUCUCCGACACCGUGUGACAGACAGCCAAGUGCCUGCACGCCGUCACGCCAACCGCCUCGCUCGCUGAGGAAGACGUCUGCUCCCCCUCGGCUGCACUCGUGUUGUCCUCUGACAGCAGACAAACACUUGCUGACAUGCGCUGAGAACUGCAUUGCUGCUUCCUACUUCCUAAAAACAUGCUCUUGGUGGCAUGCUUGUCAUCUCAGGCAGAUGUGCUGAGCUCUGCAGAAACUCUGGAGGCCCUUCAAAGCUGCUUAGACCCCUCUAUUCUUUCUAUCUUUGAGGACACGCCAGCAAUAGAGACUAAAGGCGUAGACGAAGAGAGCGAAGCCACGCUGCUGACUGCCCUGACAGAGAUCCUUGACAAUGUGGAUGAUGAGAACCCAUCCCCAUUUGACAUCCUGCCUGACUCAGACCUGCUGUCGGGUCAAAAGGGAAGAGAACUCUCCCCGCUCAGGAGAUUACUCUGUCUGUCCCGUUCCUCUCCAGAGAAGGACACGCUAUAUAACCCAAGACACAUUUCUGCUGGAAAGAACCUCCCACUGAUGCUGGCAGAAUUUCUCCAGAGAAGUGAUGGGGAGGAAGAGGAAGAUGGCUCGUCCACUCUGAGCCCAGGAAGUCAUGAUUUAUCUCCUGACGGCGACCAGCUACACUGGGAAGGUCUAGCCCUGCCGCUUCCGGUCACGACCGAGCAGGAAGUUGACGAUGGCGUUUCAGUUAACCUGGGGGACUUGGUCAGGCACAUCCGCCCGUACUGUCUGGACGUUUGUGUGCAGAAUGACGCGGGGGAACAGCUUUUGCCCGAAGGAGGAAUCUUACUUGAAGUUGUGGACCAGGGUGAAAAUGGAGAACCCAUCCUGGCCAUCCAAGGCAUGGAUCUUUCGGUCGCUCAUCCGCUAAGAGAGCACUCCUCCCACAUUGGGUGGAAUGUUUCGGACGAAGCCGAAGAAGUGGCCUCCGACAGCUCAGAGCAUAUAGUCGUUGACGACGAUGAUGAAGAUGAGGCUCCACUGAAAGCCGCAGGCCCUUUGACUCCUGCGCGUUGUCCAUUUGUGAAAGAUAACGUGGUGAUUAAGAAACAAAAAGAAGAGAUAAAAGGGAGAAGCUCCUCCCGCAGGAGAAAGAAAAAGAAAUGCAAGGAGCUGCCCCAACCCAGCAUUGUGGAAGGAAGGGUCCUCAGGAGUGGCACCGUAACAAAGUCGCCACAGCAGUCUGGCAAAAAGCCUGAAAAACAGCAGGUCAAAGAGAAGGCACACAAAGUCCCAAAGGUUCCUCUCGUCUCCACUCCACCGGCUUCCUCUGUAAAACCCAAGAAACCAAAUCCAUGCCAAACUGAAAGACAAAAAAUAAUUGCCCCUACAACACUAUUGCCUGAAACGAAUGUGCGAGUUGCCACGUCGGUGUCAACCAGCCAGGUGUCAAAUAAUAGUCGUGAGAAGAGUCAGCCCAGCUGUCCACCCACUGCAGUGGUCUCUCUGCAGCCUCAAGAAGUGCCUGAACGGCCUUCCCCGGCCCCUCAGAAGCCGGAAGGCUCAUCAGCAGCUCCCUCUGCUGUCCGACCUCCGCCGUCUUCAUUGAGCCCUGCAGCCGCUUCCAGUCCGGCAGAACCCCAGCUGGAACCGUCUCUCCCUCCAGUGGCCCUUGCAGUUCCGGAGCCAAAGCCCAAAUCGCUCAGUCUGGCAGAGUACCGGCGGCUCCGACAGCAGAAGAGGCCGCCCCCGGUGGAGAAACCAGGGAACUGCACAAAGUGGCCCAGUCUCCCGGAGCUUCCCACAGAGCUUCCCCUCAUUCCCUGCUUGCCUGACCCCAGCCCCAAGGAUUCUCGACGGCCCACCCCCAAGCCAGACGAGGAGGAGGUCAGGCCUGCCUGGCAGCCGAGAGGACCGUGUGCACCACCCACCCCUGAGGCGCUGUUGGUGCCACCAGCCUACAUGGCUGCCUCAUCCAGCAGGGUUACCCCUGUCCCCAAACAGCAAAAACCUGAACCUUCAAAACCUGUGGUAUCCCAAAAGCCCCCAACUCCAGCCUUUGAUUCACCCCCACCACAACUGGCGGCUGCUCAACCUGUAGUACCGUGUGUGCCUCAAAGCUCUGGGUCUCCAGCUUCUCUAAAAGCUGCCAUUGAGAUCGUGUCAUCGGCGAAUGGCAAAGGCUCUCUUGCACCUUUAGGAGGAAAGAGUGGAGAGGAUAAAAUAUCUCUUGUGUCUGUGCAGCCUACUAAAAUUGAUCUUAAAAACAAUGCAGAUACGAUCAAACCCAACGGCGCUCUGUCUGUGCCCAGUGCCCCCCAGAAGGCCGUUGUUUUUCAGAAGGUGCCUGAGCUUACGGCUUGUGUGUCAUUUAGUAACCCCAUCACACCUGAGACAAAGUCCUCCAAACCCACAGCCAAUGGUACCCACUCUCCGGUUGUCCAUCCCUCAGACCCGCAGAGUAUACAAGCCAAACCUGUUGUACUUGAAAAUAAAGGCAAACCCACUACAGCAGUGAAACCUCUAAGCGCAAAGCACACCACCCAGAAGCUGAUCGAGGCCUUUACAACUGAGAUAGGUAUUGAAGCUGCUGAUUUGACCAGCUUGUUGGAGCAGUUUGAGGAAACCCAAGCCAAAGAGGAGCACUGUGUGCAGGUGGUCUCUGGUAGAGCAGCAGCUGUAGGAAACUCGAGUGAGCUGGCUCCAGAGAAAACAGUUGUGGAGCGUGUUAAAGCAAAUGACCUCUCAAGUACUGCAGCUUUGACUCCCCCAGCUACUCCUCCCCACCAGAUGUGGAAACCCCUGGCCCCUGUGGCCCUGCUGGGAAAGACCAAGGCUGCUGAAGCAUCAAAGUCUAACCCCGCCAAAGUUAUCCAGAUAGAAGCAAGGCCUCUGCCCUCCGUCAGGUCCCGCAGCAAACCCACUCCUGUUGCCGCCGCCGUAGCCCCCGAGCUGGCGUGCAUGGACCACGACUACUGCCUUCCAGAUAAAGGCACUGCCACUGAAGAGCCGGGCAAGCGUUGGAAUGUCAAACAGCCUUCUUUCAUCACUAUUAAACCCAUUGGGCCACCCACUAGAACCCCUACACAGCCUACUCUGGCUGCCCCGUCAUCGUCGGCCCGGUCUGCCACAAAGCCUGUGCUGGCAAACACAACGCAGGUGUUUCCCGUGACGGAGCCCCUGGAUCACAGGACUGAUAAGACGGACAGAAGCUCCGUCCUGGAGACUCCGGAUGCCUCGCCUACUCAGCAGGACACUGGCGCCUCUGUUAAAGAAGGGAACCCCAGGAGAAGGCGUUUUGAGAGGCCCUACCGCCGACAUGCGGCUUCUCGCACACCCAGUCCCCAAGAAAGAACCGGAGGCCGGUCUAAAAAAAGAGCCCACCGCUCUCCCAGCCCUUCGUCCUGCAGUUCGGAGUCUAACUCUGAUUCCUCUACGUCUCGGUCUAGAUCCCGCUCCGCCAAGAAGAGGUAUCGCCCCCGUCACUCUAGAAGUAGUUCCAGCUCCUCAUCCCGUUCCUCCUCUCGGUCCUCUCCCUCCGUGUCCCGCUCCCCUCCCAGGAGGAGACGGUACUCGUAUUCCUCCUCUCGUUCUGGCUCCUGGAGUCGCUCCAGAUCGCGGUCACAAUCUCCUCACAGACGAGCACAGUGGAGCAGAAGCAGAAUGCUGAACAGCUAUGGUAAUGGUGCAAAGACAAACGUGGAGGAGGUGAAGAGACUCAAGGAGAAGGCUAUUGAGGAGCGCAGGGUUGUUUACAUUGGUCGAAUACGGGGAACAAUGACCCAAAAAGAACUUAAAGAGCGCUUCUCUUUGUUUGGUGAGAUUGAAGAAUGCACCCUGCACUUUAGAGACCACGGGGACAACUACGGGUUUGUCACUUAUUACGACACAAAGAAUGCUUUCAUGGCCAUUGAGAAUGGAGGCAAGCUGCGCAAGCCUGACGAGCUGCCAUUUGAUCUCUGUUUUGGUGGAAGGAGACAGUUCUGCAAAAGCAACUACGCCGAUCUGGAUUCAAGUAGAGAGUACGAUUCAUCGUCUGCGAAAGGCAAGUUUCAUACACUAGACUUCGACACUUUAUUGAAGCAGGCAAAGCAGAAUCAGAAGAGGUAACAAGGGGCCUGCAGCAAGAAGCAGCUGAUACUUACCUCAGAGCCAGCGGUUGGCUUCUCGCCUGCGACACUGUCUUUGCCUUUUUUGUUGUUGCAUUAUUUUCGUUUGUUUUUUAUUUUUGUUAAUGCAAGCUAACACCUUCUAUUGAAGUGAAAGAUUUGUAAUGAAAGCAGGAAAAGAAAAAAAAUGAAACAUGUGAAAUUAUUAUUUUUUAAGUUUAUUUAAAUGUAUAAUCAACUUUGAAUUGUAUGCAGAAAAUCGUUUUAAAAAGGGUAAAGGUACCUGGGAUGGAAAUACCUAAUUACUGGGAGGUUGUGUUGCAUUGAAUGUACUACAAAUCUAAAUAAAAUAAAAAUAAUUAACUUUUGUUUCUUUCCCAACUCAA